AUGCGCGCCUUGGCAAUCAAGCAGCACCUGGUGCCAAAGGCAAGAAAAGCAUUUGCCUUGUUCCUCAUGGAGAAUACACGGGUCAAAAAGGGUGCUUUGAAAAAGGAACACAUUGAAGACAUGAAAAAGGUGGCCAAGCUAUGGAAAAGGCUCCCUGAAGCCACAAAGGCUACUUACAAUGAGAAGAGCGCCCAGGAAUUCCAAGCACAGAGGGCUGCGCUGAUGCGUCUAGGUCUUGAUCCUAGGCCACAGGCAGGCAAAGCUACCUGCAGUCCUCCUGGUCUGCCUUUGCAGACCCUUGAGGAAGAAGUCAAGAAUGUCAAGAAGUUUACUGUUGGGCCAUACACAGUGACAGACAAGGAGGGUAUUCCUUUGUUGGGCAGCGGAUCCUAUGGCAAAGUGUUUUCAGCUUGCACCAGCCUGGGCCGGUCGUGCGCCAUCAAGGUGUAUCGAAGCCGGGGUGCGAAGAGUGAGGCCGCCUACGAAGCCACCAUCUACAUGAAUUUAGACAAGCUGCAGCCAUCCCAUCGCAACUGGUUUCCUCAAAUGUUGGAGUUUGACGCAGAUGGGCAGCCAUGGCCUUGGCUGUCACUGGCCUGUGCAGGGGUGAGUCUAGCAAGCUGGUUGGGUGCCAAUGGCGCGAUGACCUCGGAACUGAUUCAACCCGCGGUGCUGCAGCUGCAGGCGGCAAUCCAGACUUUGCAUUGCCAGGCGCGACUCUUGCACCUGGACAUCAAGCCUGCCAACAUCCUUUGGUGCUCUGAGCUAAAGGAGCUCAAGCUGUGCGACUUUGGCAUGUCAGCUUUGCCAAAAGCAACGGCCCAAGCUCAUGCUCAAGCUCCGCCACGAUUUUGCGAAUAUGUCACAGCUCAGUAUCGACCACCAGAGCUUUGGCAUGUGGGUGCUGAUUCGCAUGCCUUGGAAGCAGCUUUGACCAAGGCAGUUGAUGUAUGGAGUUUUGGCUGUGUUAUCUUUGAGAUCAGUACGGGAAAAGUUCUCAUGCAUGCAAAGGAUGGAAGGCACACGUCUUCCAGGCAGACCGUUGCUGAUUGGUGCAAAAAUUGGCCAGAGAUGAGCGCUUCUCCUUAUCAUCAUCGCCAAAGGCCAGAUAGUAGUAGUAGCAAGUAUUUUCGUGCUCGCCUUGCUGCCUCUGGCAUGUGGCAUGCUGUGAUCCUAGCUGCCUGCAGUCCGGAACCGAGGGCAAGAAGAUGGAUGAAGCUGCCUCAAAGCGUAGCAAGUGAGAGUUGA
Molecule: messenger RNA, 1248 nt
Organism: Cladocopium goreaui
Lineage: Eukaryota; Dinophyceae; Suessiales; Symbiodiniaceae
Source: the annotation of a GenBank genome assembly